Molecule: messenger RNA, 261 nt
Organism: Arabis nemorensis
Lineage: Eukaryota; Viridiplantae; Streptophyta; Magnoliopsida; Brassicales; Brassicaceae
Source: the annotation of a GenBank genome assembly
AUGAAAGAUACUUCCAGGAUGUUUGCUUUCAAGCUCAUAUGGAGUAUUGUCAGUAACUCGGGAUCUCUAUGGGUCCAUUGGACUCGUCACUAUCUACUCCGCUACUUCUCUUUAUGGGAUGAGCCAAAGGGGUCUCGUGGGUCUUGGAUAUGGAAGAAACUGCUGAAAUUGCGUCCGCUUGCUGCUGAUUUUGUUAGACACGCUAUCAAGAAUGGUGAGAGCACAUUCUUCUGGUUGGAUAAUUGGCUCAAUACGGGAUGA